Effrenium voratum is the source of this 1304-nucleotide messenger RNA. Lineage: Eukaryota; Dinophyceae; Suessiales; Symbiodiniaceae. The record is from the annotation of a GenBank genome assembly.
CCUUUUGUUUGAUCACCGGGACGUCGAUCAAGACGUCACAACAUCUUCCGAGCCAUGGCGCAGGAACAUCAGGAGUACAUCCAGCAGAAAGUGAAUCCGAUCCUGGAGAACCUGGUGACGCAGCUGUUGCUGGAACGACCUGAGCAGCUGGCGCCCUUCAUGAUCAAGUGGCUGUCCCAAAACUCCAAGACCCCUGCGGCGGCAGCGCUCACUGAGGGCGUGAACGUGCUGAGCGAGCUGAAAGUGGAGAUGGAGAAGUUGCAGGCCGAGGUCCAGGGCCUGGAGCAGCAGGUGGCCUGUAAAGAGGAAAAGGAGGAAACCGAUGAUGAGGAGGAGGAGAUCGCGCCGCCUGCCUCGUACUUCACCACGGGCCCUCGCGCCUCAGUGUCUGCAGAGGCCUACGGCCAAUGGAACCCGGAGAGGCUCUUCGUGCCCCCGGUCUUUGCGAAGACGGAGGAGCAGAAAACGCGACUGGCCAACAUCCUGAAGGAGUGCUUCCUUUUUGCCUCCAUUGACUCCCACGACAUGGCGAUACUCAUUGAUGCCAUGCAAGAGAAGGUGGUGGAGCAAGGCACGCGGCUGAUCAACCAGGGGGAUGACGGAGACUGCCUCUACGUGAUCGAGGAGGGCCAGAUGAACUGCUUCAUCCAGAGCUCCGAGGGGGAACGGAAGGUCAAGGAGUGCGUGGCCGGGGACCUCUUCGGGGAGCUGGCCUUGCUCUACAACUGCCCCCGCGCCGCCUCUGUGGAGGCCGCGCAGAGGUGCGUGCUGUGGGAGCUUGACAGGGAGAGCUUCAACCAGAUCGUGAAGAAGGCGGCCAUCUCCCACCGGGAGCAGCUCGAGGAGUUCCUCGAGAAGGUGCCCCUGUUGCAGAGUAUGGAGACCUACGAGCGCAGCUCCCUUUGUGAUGCGCUGCAUGCUGUGUCCUUCAACAAGGGCGAGGUGAUUGUGCAGCAGGGCGAGAUCGGAGACACCUUCUACAUCCUGGAGGAGGGUACUGCCGUCGUGACCAAGGUCUACGUGGCGGGGACCCCGGCGAAGGAGGUGCUGCGGCUGCAGCACGGGGCCUACUUCGGGGAGCUGGCGCUGCUGAACAACGAGCCGAGGGCGGCCUCCGUGCACGCGGCCACGGACUGCCAGUGCUACACGUUGUCCCGGAGGACCUUCAACCGGCUGCUGGGGCCUUUGCAGGAGAUCCUCCAACGCAACGCCAGGGAGUACCACUGACCGGGCCGCCGCGCAUUGGCGUUUUAGGCGAGCGACACCCGAACAACUGGGCUCCUGAAAAGAUAGAUCUCCAUGUU